Molecule: messenger RNA, 2868 nt
Organism: Trichoderma reesei QM6a
Lineage: Eukaryota; Fungi; Ascomycota; Sordariomycetes; Hypocreales; Hypocreaceae
Exons: 7
Coding region: 1-2868 (955 amino acids)
Source: RefSeq, a predicted model, not a curated record
AUGAAUCGCCAACGACCGCGCCUCAAGAAUGGGGUCGAUCUCCAGCUCCAGUCGGCCUUUCAAGACGGCAACUGGCCGGUGGUGAUACGCCUGGCUGAGAAGCGCGCAAAGACGCUCAAUGACCAGUACUACGAGCUUGUCAAAGUCUGUGCCGAAAGCCAGCUCGACGACCCCAGUGCCAAAUUUGCUGCCGUUGCGGCCAUCUGGAAGUUUGUUAAGGAGGGCAGCACCAUCAAGGAUGUAGAUGCCAUUGAUCUGAUGGAAUGGGCCACCACGAAUCUGAUGGACCCUGAUGACUUCGCUGAAACUCUUGGGCCGUUGAGAGUGCGCUGUGUUAAGGCUGCCCCGAAGGACAAGAUUGCGGCCUCGCGGUGUCUCGAAUCAUGCUUGCUUCACUGGGACCUCGCCAGCGCUCAACAGAUGAGUCCUCAAACCUCGCCCGACAAAAGAAAAUUGUACGGCACUUUGGCUCAAAAGCAGAUUGAGCGAGCUGCCCAAGCCACAGAACAGGUGGAAGCAGACUCAAAUGGGGCAGGAGCCAAAUCUUCCCCGAGACGCGUCAAAACAGAAGAAGAGACCCUUCUGCUCUAUGACAUUAUCGAGACACACGGAAGCCCCCAAGACUUUCAAAAACUCAUCUCCAGUCCUGUCUUUUCUCCUGCUGCACAGUUCCGUCGCGGCCGAAAGGAGGUGGCCCUUCGCGCCGUUGCCAAGUUUAAACGAGAUGGAGACUGGCGUGCCGUGUUCAAUCUCUGCAAGGAAUGUCUGUCUGACUGCGAUGCGGAUGGGCAACUCACCUUGCUCGCAUCCGAUAUUGCUGUAUGGCGGAACUUGAUUGAUGCUGCAAGCCACAUAAAGGAUGCUGACCCGGAGUCUACUGCCGUUAUUCAGAAGCUGCUUGCGGACUUGUUAUCGUCUAAGCACAUGCGACCCAUGUACAGACGCAACAUUUUGCUGGCCAGAGUAUUGGCGGUAUUCCAGCUUGCCCACGACGAUGAGAGCGACUUGGUAGAUGGCCAUCCUUCGUCACUGCGGCUUCAAGAGCUCAUUCGCUACAUUGACGAUCAGUAUACUAGCCCCGCGUGCUUCAGCGACGUCAAGUCGCUGUUAGAAAGCCUGGAUGUAGCCGGUCUGAAGUAUCUGGCGUUUGAGCAUCUGCCUCAAUUGGCGCAUGGCGAUUCAACAGACUUCAAAGUAACCAGCACACAAUUGCUGGCGUUCAAGACACAGUACCUGCUCUUGACGCAUCGCAAAAGCAAAUCUCGCGACCAAGGUCAGCGUCUUCAGUGCACCGUCUGUGACAGCACUGUAAAAUCAGCACUAUGCCAGACUUGUCUGUCAAAGCUCUCCGAGGCCAGUGUCGCGUUCUAUGACUCGGUAACGAGAGCUGAAGACGUUAACGCAAAGAUCAAGACUGAGGUGCUCCCAGAACUUGCAAUAUUGAUUGCUUUCUGCAGCCUGAGCCUUGCCUUUGACGACUCUACACAGACUACCCAGUCGUUAACAUCACAGGCCAGGCGCCAUCUCAUACGUGCCACGCUUCUCCUGGAGGAUCAGCUCGCUCAGAAUCCGGGCCAUAGCCAGCUGUCUCUUGUUCUGACGCAACUGCACAUCCGCCUUGGUUCGGCUUACAGGGCCAGCGAUAUCUGGGAUGUUAUCGGCGUCAAGCGCACCAUCAUCGACUCUCUCGGCCCCGUAUUCUACGAUCGCCUAUCAACAAUCGCCCCUGCGCUUCUGUCGUCUUAUGAUAGCUGGGGCAGCCAUCUCAUGGAUCUGCUGCAGUCUCAUUACCAGAUAUCAUUGAAGCUCAGGAUGCCUCGUCGCCUGAUAGAUGCGUUUGAAUCGGGGAGCUACAGCAGCGUCAUGGGAAUUCCCGAAUACAUUGACCGCCUUCGGAUGAGCUGCACUAGGGCAAUGAGUCUAGCAGAAGCACGAAGAAUCGAGAGAUUUCUGGGACAGACGUCGCACGAGCUGGAGUCCGAUCCGCGAUUCAGUGAGGUAGUUGACGAAGCGCAACUCAUCGAGACCAUUGAUUAUGGCUCGUUUCCAUCUUGGAACAGCAGUACGAUCCGGCCGAUGCACAUCAAUCUCAGGCUUGGGCCAGCCCCUUCAAAUCGUCGUUGCCACCUCUCUUUGCUGGCAGAAGCGUUCCACGAGCUGCUGACGUACAAGCCUCCGGCCAGCUUCAAAGCCUCAGCAGGAAGCUCGGAAUAUGAUCAUAUCUAUUUCAUCGAGACCUUGGCUCGCCUUAGCAACUCUUUCCCGAAAUUCUUGGCCGGCCCUGAUGACGAGAUGACUCGACCAGAGCUUAUAUACUUUGAGACCGUCAGCCUCCUCUGCACACUGAUGUCUCUGUGUGUCGAGUUUGACCGGUCUUCCGAUAUCAUCGAUGUCUUGAACCAGAUCAUCGGCGCACUCAAGUUGACUCUUGAAAGCCAGCGAAGCACCCUGUCUCACGAUGCAGAUUCUUCGAUAGAACGCACAGUUACGAUGCUGGGCUCAAUGCACAAUAUCUCGAUGCUCCGAGACACGACAACCGCGAUCAAAUCUGGAGUACAAUGGCUAUUGAGCCACAAUGAAAAAGAAAAGGCGCGCGACAGGUCAGGGAAGAGCGGUCUGCCCAAGGACUUGGUUGCUCAGUUGAAGGACCUGCAGACAGCUGCUGAGGCAAGCAUUAAAGAAGGUCAGGGAUGGAUCUCGAAGCUCAAGUCGGAAGUCAUGUCGAGGGAUUUUGAGCCCAAACUCAAGAGAUGGGUGUUGGACGGGGACCACGAGAUUAAGAAGAUUCUUGGCAUGCAGUCGCUGCCGGGGCUGAUUGAUAGCUGGCAGUCAAACGUCAAGGGGUGGCAACAAGUGAAGUGGGCGUGA